AUGGAAUCAAAGAAAAAAACAAAUAGAGGUAGACGUGGAUCUAAACGAAAUAGCGAAUUUAGAGGAGAAAAACCUAAAGAUACUUAUAUUGAAUUAAUUGGGGAGGCUAUUGAAAAAAAGGAUUCUAAACGUUCAACUUUGGAGGAAAUUGUGAGUUCUUUAAAUAAAUAG
This is a messenger RNA of Meloidogyne enterolobii, 171 nucleotides long. The record is from the annotation of a GenBank genome assembly. NCBI's taxonomy places the organism in Eukaryota, Metazoa, Nematoda, Chromadorea, Rhabditida, Meloidogynidae.